AUGGAGCAAGCAGAAAGAAGAAACCAAACAGCCAUUGUGGAACUGAUCCUCUUAGGAUUUGGGAAUGGCCCUGAACUGCAGCCCCUUCUCUCCCUGGUAUUUCUAGUGAUCUACAUUGCGGCUGUGGCUGGGAAUCUCCUCAUUGUUGUGCUAGUGGUGGCUGAUCCGCACCUUCACACUCCCAUGUACUACUUUGUGGCCAACUUGUCCAGUGUGGAGACCUGCUACAUUUCCACCACCCUGUGCAGGCUGCUGGCCAGCCUCCUGACUGGGGACAAAACCAUUUCUCUUCAGAGCUGCUUUGUGCAAUACUAUUUCUAUAUUAUCCUGUCCAAUGCAGAAUGUCUGCUGCUCACGGCCAUGUGUAUUGAUCGCUACCUAGCGAUCUGCCACCCCCUCCGUUACCCUGCUCUGAUGAACGGUAGGGUCUGUUGCCACAUGGUGGCAUGGGCCUGGAUAGUCAGCAUUCUGGUCUACAUCAUGAUACAAAUUUUCAUGUUGCAAGUAACAUAUUGUGGUCCUAAAGAAUUUAAUCAUUUCUUUUGUGAUUUUGCACCCAUGGUAUUUCCAUUCUGUGGUUCUGCCCAGAGACUGACAAUUCUGACAAAUAUUAUGUCUCUCGUAGUGACAAUUGUGAUUCUUCUGCUGACCAUGGUGUCCUAUAUUUGUAUCAUUGUCUCCAUCCUGAGAAUCUCGUCCACCACUGGGAGGAAAAAGGCCUUUUCCACCUGCUCCUCUCACCUCAUCGUGGUUGCAAUUUACAAUAUAUGUGUAAUUACAACCUAUGUGGUUCCAGUGCUCAACCCUCCUGCAGUCCUGUACAAAAUAUUGUCUGUCUUGUAUGUAGUCCUGAUACCCUUGAUCAACCCUGUCAUCUACUGCCUGAGAAACAAGGAGGUCAAUCAGUCCUUGAGAAAAGCUGUUCAGAAACUGGUUGCUUUCAGACACAGGCAUGCAGUGUGA
This is a messenger RNA of Pelodiscus sinensis (Chinese soft-shelled turtle), 963 nucleotides long. The record is from RefSeq and is a predicted model, not a curated record. NCBI's taxonomy places the organism in Eukaryota, Metazoa, Chordata, Testudines, Trionychidae.